Molecule: messenger RNA, 929 nt
Organism: Oxyura jamaicensis (ruddy duck)
Lineage: Eukaryota; Metazoa; Chordata; Aves; Anseriformes; Anatidae
Gene: ISCU
Product: iron-sulfur cluster assembly enzyme
Exons: 5
Coding region: 45-524 (159 amino acids)
Biological process (GO): intracellular iron ion homeostasis; iron-sulfur cluster assembly
Cellular component (GO): mitochondrial matrix; cytoplasm
Molecular function (GO): 2 iron, 2 sulfur cluster binding; ferrous iron binding
Source: RefSeq, a predicted model, not a curated record
GGGGUCCUGCGGGGCGGGCCGGGCACAGCGCCGCCAGACGCAAGAUGGCGGCGCUGGGGAGGGCGGGGGCGGCGCUGCUGCGGCCUGGGCGCGGGGCGGCGGGGCCGGCGCUGGGCUACCACAAAAAGGUGGUGGACCACUACGAGAACCCGCGCAACGUCGGCUCCCUCGACCGCAACGCCAAGAACGUGGGCACCGGCCUGGUGGGCGCCCCGGCCUGCGGAGACGUCAUGAAGCUGCAGGUCGAAGUGGACGAGAACGGCAGGAUUGUCGAAGCCCGCUUCAAGACUUUUGGCUGUGGGUCAGCGAUCGCGUCCAGCUCCCUGGCAACGGAGUGGGUUAAAGGGAAGACGGUUGACGAAGCGUUAAAAAUCAAGAACACGGACAUCGCGAAAGAACUCUGCCUUCCGCCGGUCAAGCUGCACUGCUCGAUGCUGGCUGAGGAUGCGAUCAAGGCUGCCCUGGCCGACUACAAGCUGAAGCAGCACCCGCAGAAAGAAGAGCCAGGGCAGAAAGCCAACUAAUCCCCGCGGGGGCUGCCGAGCUUGUUCCCCCUUCCCGCAGUUGGCGGCGCAGCCGUCUAGCUGUUAGCACCCCGCGCAGCACGCACGGAGCCCGGCUCUGCGCGCGGCCCGGCGCUGUGGGCGUGCGGACAGCCUCCCGCAGGAGGACUGCGCUUGGGUGUCCGGCAGCCUGCGGCCCGUCCUCACCGGCCUGAAACGUUAGGACUGUUCCGUGGCUUCUCAGAGGAGAGCACAUCCCGCCGCCCCGGGACUGGAAGGGCGGCGCUGGUUGGGGAUGACGGGUGGUUUUGCCUCGUGUUUCGCGGGAAACGUUGGCUCGGCCUUCGUGUUUCUGUAAGAGCCGCGGCUCGCUCUGCGCGGCGCUGCCGUAUACAAGCUUCGGGUGCUUUGCCUGCGGGCUGCAGC